CGCUGGCGGCCAGCUAUCACUUCAUCUCGUGGCCAUGGCAAAAAGCAUCUCGGCGUUAAGCCAGUUAAGCACUCUCCUUCCUUCGCGCAAUGGCCGAUGUCAGCCUCGCUUCGCUUCCAUGCUUCAGCUUAGACGAGAAGAUACUGCAGAUUCUGUGGGACGAAGGUGUCCAGAUGGAAGAGCUCCUCGAAUUUUCCUUCGAGCGCGUAGGAAAACUGGCUGCCGAGAGGGGCGUCGAGCUGGACGACGGCCACAAGGAGGAGCUAUGGCUCUACGUGCAGCACAUGAAGGCCGAGCAGCCAGACUGGGUGUCGCUGUCCCACUACCAGGACCGCUCCUCAAGGCAGCUCUUCGACUCCUGUUUAGAUUUCACCGGUGCCACGCACUUUCAUACGGCACAGCUCACAUGGGACACGUCGUCUUGGAACCAGUCAUGUCAUGCCUCCUUCAGCCAGGACUCAUUAGAGACCACAGCGUUGCCCUGUGCAGAGAUAAACAGUGCGGGCAAGGCCAACAGCGUCAAGACCAAGUCCUCCAAGCGGACGUGCAAGACGCCCAAGACGUUCAGGCUUUCCAAAUGUGACCUGAGCCCGAUCUCUCCCAAGCCGAGGGCGCCGGUUCGCCGCUCGCGCAGCAAGGUUGCCGCCCUGCUGAGCCGUUUAGUGCGCGAAAGGACCACAAAAGAGCCACAGGAGGAUCGUUUCUUUACACGAGGCAUUUGGCCUUCGUGGCUCAACUUCAAUACGACGCCCAGGCAAUCCAGUCCCACAGCACAAGGCAAUGGACGAACCAGUGCCGCCCUCCCCGGCCGCCAGAGGACGCCGUUGCUGCUGCGUUGGCUCGGCCGCAAGCGGUCGCACGGAUACAGGGUGUCGACUGUGCGACAGCGACCUUGAUCGAGGCUCGACAAUAACAUCCAUGCCAUCCGGAGUUUUUCCAUCCUUGACAAUGUGCACAUGGCGGCACCCGAACUGGCUCGCCAUCAAACUACCUUUCCGUGCUUCAAUCUCCAUGUGCACGCUUCUCGUUUUAUCUACACUAUACAAGGUGUUUCACCUAACUUGAACAAAGUAUUAAAAAAGUGGGUAACUGCCCCUGAAUGAAACCAAUGACACGUGGUUUGCCAUUAUGCGGCACUCCAAAGAGUAUUUUUUAUAUUCCGCUUAAUUGGUUAAUUAACGAAGAUCAAUUAUGCAAAAUGUUUAUUACUCACUUUAGGGCCAAGUGAGUUUUGAUACAUUGUAGAGCACGCACGGGUCUUUCGCUCGAAGCACGGUUGAGAGGGCUGCAAUAUGAUAGCGCAGGAGCGCAGUCACGUGGGUUUCUUUAAAUGCUGGAACAAAUCACGCUCCAGGUAUGUUGGCACAAUAAGAUUGGAUCGGUCAUUUUUGAGCCUCCUACAACGUAACGAAACGCACUUGACCUUAAAGUGAAUAUUACAAAAUUUUGAAUAAUUCAUCUCGCUUAAUUCACUAAUUAGGCGUAAUAUACAACAUUAUAUUGAGGAGCGCCACUUGGCGGCAAACCAUGUCAUUGGUUUCACCCAGGUGCGGUUAACCACUUCGUCUUAAAACAAUUGGUUCAAAUUACGUUCAAAUUCAACAGCCUUGGGCACCUUUCACCAGGCUUACGCAGUGCUCUGAAUUUGUCAUCUCGCUUCAUUUGUCAUCUCGUGUCAUCUCGUUUCAUAUUUAUCUCGACGAUCCGCGCAAAUUAUGCACAUUCUUCACUUUUAUUCUCAAUAAAAAGAUGAGCCGUCCAUAUUUCAAACAAA
Molecule: messenger RNA, 1774 nt
Organism: Dermacentor albipictus
Lineage: Eukaryota; Metazoa; Arthropoda; Arachnida; Ixodida; Ixodidae
Source: RefSeq, a predicted model, not a curated record